CGCCCUUCAUCUUCUUCGCGUCGAUCCAUUUUCAUCAAUACACAGAACAACCACAACAACAAGAAGCCUUUCUCUUUUCUUUUCAUUUCCUUACUACAAGACACCAUGAGAGAAAUUCUUCACGUUCAAGGUGGCCAAUGCGGCAACCAAAUCGGAUCCAAGUUCUGGGAAGUCAUUUGCGAUGAGCACGGUAUCGACGCCACCGGUAAAUACAACGGCGAUCCUUCUUCCGAUCUUCAAUUGGAGAGGAUCAAUGUUUAUUACAAUGAGGCUUCUGGCGGUAGAUACGUUCCCAGGGCUGUUCUCAUGGAUCUUGAACCUGGUACCAUGGAUAGUAUCAGAUCCGGUCCCUAUGGUCAGAUCUUUCGCCCUGAUAAUUUCGUUUUUGGUCAGUCCGGUGCCGGAAAUAAUUGGGCGAAAGGUCAUUAUACUGAAGGAGCUGAGUUGAUUGAUUCCGUUCUUGACGUUGUUCGUAAGGAGGCUGAGAAUUGUGAUUGCUUGCAAGGUUUUCAGGUUUGUCACUCCCUUGGAGGAGGCACUGGUUCUGGGAUGGGAACCCUGUUGAUAUCAAAGAUUAGAGAGGAAUAUCCAGAUAGGAUGAUGCUCACAUUCUCGGUUUUCCCUUCUCCUAAGGUCUCAGACACGGUUGUGGAACCAUAUAAUGCCACUCUUUCAGUUCACCAAUUGGUUGAGAAUGCAGAUGAAUGCAUGGUUCUUGAUAAUGAAGCUCUUUAUGACAUUUGCUUCAGGACCUUAAAGCUCAGCACUCCUAGCUUUGGUGACUUGAACCAUUUGAUCUCUGCAACCAUGAGCGGAGUAACAUGUUGCUUAAGAUUCCCAGGUCAACUAAACUCAGACUUGAGAAAAUUGGCUGUGAAUCUAAUCCCAUUUCCUCGUCUUCAUUUCUUCAUGGUUGGAUUCGCACCUCUAACCUCCCGCGGCUCCCAGCAGUACAUCUCCCUCACCGUCCCAGAACUAACACAACAAAUGUGGGACGCCAAGAAUAUGAUGUGCGCCGCCGACCCACGCCACGGCCGUUAUCUAACUGCCUCGGCCAUGUUCAGAGGAAGAAUGAGCACGAAAGAAGUAGACGAACAGAUGAUCAAUGUACAAAACAAAAACUCAUCCUACUUCGUUGAAUGGAUCCCGAACAACGUGAAAUCAAGCGUUUGUGACAUACCUCCAAAGGGGCUGAAGAUGGCAUCAACAUUCGUGGGAAACUCGACCUCGAUUCAAGAGAUGUUUAGAAGAGUGAGUGAGCAGUUCACGGCGAUGUUUAGGCGCAAAGCUUUUCUGCAUUGGUACACAGGGGAAGGAAUGGAUGAAAUGGAGUUUACGGAGGCAGAGAGUAAUAUGAAUGAUUUGGUGGCUGAGUAUCAACAAUACCAAGAUGCUACAGUUGAUGAUGAUGCUGAUUUUGAGGAUCAUGAUCAAGAUGAGUAUGCCGACCAGUAAUAAUUGGUUUUUACUAUAUCUCUGCCUCUUUUUACUGCUUUCGUGAAAUAUUAUUCUUCUUGGGUUUGAUAAUGCCUGCGUGAUUUGAUUGUUAUUUCAUCUUCCAUUUUGGUUUCUCAAGUUGAAUUCCUUGUGUUUAUUUCAUUGGAUUUCUUGCUUGUUCUCUUUUUUCUUUCUAUUUCUUCCAUCUUAUUUGUUGGGUAUUAUUAGUAGUUGGUCUAUCUUCUUUUCUUUCUAUUAAAUAAAAUAAUGUCAAUGUGCAGUCUAUAUUUUUAUUGAGAAUUUCAAUGGAUAGUGCUGAAAUGUUUGAUCUCA
Messenger RNA from Cucumis sativus (cucumber), 1770 nucleotides. Its product is annotated as tubulin beta chain. Bases 106 to 1455 code for a protein of 449 amino acids. Gene Ontology annotation, cellular component: cytoplasm; microtubule. The transcript is spliced from 3 exons. The record is from RefSeq and is a predicted model, not a curated record. Gene Ontology annotation, molecular function: structural constituent of cytoskeleton; GTPase activity; GTP binding. Gene Ontology annotation, biological process: microtubule cytoskeleton organization; mitotic cell cycle. NCBI's taxonomy places the organism in Eukaryota, Viridiplantae, Streptophyta, Magnoliopsida, Cucurbitales, Cucurbitaceae.